Aegilops tauschii subsp. strangulata is the source of this 2330-nucleotide messenger RNA. Its product is annotated as crossover junction endonuclease MUS81. The record is from RefSeq and is a predicted model, not a curated record. Gene Ontology annotation, molecular function: crossover junction DNA endonuclease activity; 3'-flap endonuclease activity; DNA binding. Lineage: Eukaryota; Viridiplantae; Streptophyta; Magnoliopsida; Poales; Poaceae. Gene Ontology annotation, cellular component: nucleus; Holliday junction resolvase complex. Gene Ontology annotation, biological process: double-strand break repair via break-induced replication; DNA catabolic process; mitotic intra-S DNA damage checkpoint signaling.
AUCCCAAACCCUAACCCCCCCUCCCCCCUCCCCACACCCCGAUCCCACGCCCCCCCCAACCGCACGACGCGGAUGGCGCCGUCGGUGCCGAAGAAGAAGCGCAAGGUGAAUCUCCCGGAGAACGAGGAGGUCGCGGCCAGGAUCUUCGACAAGAGCCGCUCGAUAGCGUCCCAGCAGCCGGGCGGCCUCCCGGAGCACCAGGCCCGCGCGCUCUCCGCCGCCUACAGCGGCGUCUGCACCGCCAAGGAGCCCGUCCGGACCGCCGGCGACCUGGCCCGUCUCAAGGGCGUUGGAGGUUGGGUUGUUGACGUCAUGAAAGACUGCUUUCCAGGGUCCAGCCUUGAUUUGUCUCCUCCGAGAAGUAAUACACCAGGAGAAACGGGAAAGAAAAGAAAGCGAAACAAACCCUAUGUGCCACAGCUGAAUUCAGCUGCUUACGCAAUAGUGAUCACACUCUACAGGGAAAUGAUAAGAGGGACGGAGGUUAUGAAGAAGCAAGAGCUUAUUGAUGCCGCUGAAGCCAGUGGUCUGUCGCGAAAGGCAAUAGGCCCAAACAACUACAAAUCAAAACACGGGAAUUCUGGUAGUGACUUCUACACUGGAUGGAGUUGCAUGAAAAACUUAACGGAAAAGGAUCUCGUUGUGAAAAAGAGUAACCCUGCAAAGUAUUACCUAACAGAAAAAGGCAAAGAGACUGCUCGCAUUUGUCUCGCAAAGUCUGGAUUAGACGAUCCUGCAGGACCUUUCAUGGCGACCGGUCAUCCUGAAAGUGUUAUGCUCAGUGAUUCAGAUUCUGAUGAACAAGAAGGCAGCAGUCCCCUGAUAGGUUCCGAGAAUUUUUCUGAAAGGAGUGGACUUCCAAACUCGAAAGCAGGCAAUUCCAGUUCCUUUCCUACCAACAAUGGCCGUGCUACUAAUUCUCCUCUUUCAUCUCAAGGAAUGUUCGGACAGCAAUCAUUUAGUGCAAUGGGUUCUGCUGAAAACUCUCUACUAGCUAUGCCACCUCGUCAAUGUGAUGAAAGUUUUCUGGAUACUUAUGAAGUGGUGCUGAUAUUGGAUGAUCGAGACACUUUUGGGGCUCGUGCCAGAAGAAAAGUUGUUGAUAACAUACACACGCAGUUUGAUGUACCUGUAAAGAUUAAACACUUGCCUGUUGGAGAUGCUCUUUGGAUUGCUCGCCAUAAACAACUUGGCACGGAGUAUGUUCUUGAUUUCAUUGUUGAAAGGAAAAAUGUGGAUGAUUUGCUUGGCUCAAUUAAAGACAACAGAUACAAAGAUCAAAAACUAAGACUGAAGAAAUGUGGGCUAAGGAAGCUAAUAUAUCUAGUUGAAGGGGAUGUAAACACUGUAGAUGGAUCAGAGAGCGUUAAAACAGCCUGCUUCACUACUGAGGUUCUUGAAGGAUUUGAUGUCCAAAGAACCAAUGGGUAUGCUGACACUGAAAAGAAAUACGGCCACCUCACACGCUCUAUAAUUGAUUACUACAGAACAAACUUCUCUGCUGGUGCUGACACCUCUCGACUUUGCCUGACCUACGAUGAGUUUGUGAAGAGGUGUUCUGACCUUGAGAAGGUCACUGUGAGCGACAUAUUCGCCCUUCAGCUUAUGCAGGUGCCACAAGUGACAGAAGAAGCUGCUCUUGCUGUCACGAGUCUCUACCCCACUCUUCUCUCGCUUGCUAAGGCGUACGCCAUGCUUGACAAUUCAACAUGUCUGUAGAACUAUAAGUUUAUCCUUGUAACUUUGAAGGAUGGCGAUAGGCGUGCCCAGGAGGAGAUGCUGAAGAACAAGAGCGACAUGGUCAACGCGGGGGCUAGCAAGAACAUCUUCAAGCUCAUCUGGGCGGAAGGAUGAACUCCUCCCUGGACGUACAACUAGCUAGUUUCAACCUUAACGGCUUAACCGGUCGGUCUUUUGGUCACCGUCGUGAUGAUUUCAGCAGACCACCAACGCAGCAGGACUGACUUUCAAGUUUGGAAGGUGAAAUGCAGGAGGGAUCCUUUCUGUGUUGUGUGCCCGUUGCCUUGCAAAACUGAAAGUCUCGGAACAUGUAAUUACCGUACCGUACCUCCUAAAAAUUGCCUUAGCGUAGCCUCGUCCCCUGUUUAAAUUACUACUCCAUCCGUUUGGAAUUACUCGUCCAAGAAAUGAAUGUAUCUAGAUGUAUUUUAGUUGUAGAUACAUUCAUUUUUGUGACAAGUAAUUCCGAACGAAGGGAGUACUAAUAUAUGUUGUAGAAUUUCAUGCCGCUUGAACAUUAUGGAAUCGUCGUGUUAGCGUAGUGCAUUAGCGCUUCAUGUAUAUAGUAUCAGUAGCUCUUGUCUGUGUCA